Dermochelys coriacea (leatherback sea turtle) is the source of this 4384-nucleotide messenger RNA. RefSeq names its product adhesion G protein-coupled receptor E2-like. The record is from RefSeq and is a predicted model, not a curated record. Gene Ontology annotation, molecular function: G protein-coupled receptor activity. NCBI's taxonomy places the organism in Eukaryota, Metazoa, Chordata, Testudines, Dermochelyidae. Gene Ontology annotation, cellular component: membrane. Gene Ontology annotation, biological process: adenylate cyclase-activating G protein-coupled receptor signaling pathway; cell surface receptor signaling pathway.
UCCAUGCCCAGCUCCAGGCGUGAGCAGAACUCAGUGCGGCAUAGUGAACUGCGAUCACGUUGCCCUCAUCCUUGUCCGUCCCUACUGGCUCUCCGUUCCUUUCAAGAUCCAGCUCAAAAUUGCCCUCCGCCCACCCAAGCUCUGCAAGGAAUCUUACUCCAGUGGCCUCUUUCUGUUGAUGAUUCUGAAGAUGUAGAAAGCGGGAGUGGCAGCGACCCUGACUUAAACUGUGGCUCCAAUACGGUUUCCUGUAACAUCUCUCACUGCAUUUGUGAAGACGGGUUCAGGUUCAUCUCUGGAAAAGAGCCUUUCCUUGCUACCAGUGAGUCCGGCUGUGAGGGUAAGUGUCGCACUAGCACUGUUUUCAUGAGAGAAAAUGACUACGUGAAGAUGUGUUUGACUGGAUCACAGCGGAUUAACUGGGAUAACAGGAAAAAAAGCUCGUUCUGUUCGCUGGUCAAUUCCACCCUCAGCCUCCUGAUACCUGCCUGUGAGAAUGUCAGCUUGACCACUUCCCUAGAGGGGACAGCGGCGUCCUUCGAACACGUCCUUGCGGACAGCUCCCUCUGGAGCAUCGAAAGCAUGGAAGAAGUCACUUCUGCUGCAACGCUGCUUCUGCAGAGUGUGGGGUCGGCCGCAGUGACAGCUGCCCUCACCUCUCCGGAGAACCAAACCCAGACUGCGACCACCAAGCUCAUGGCGAUUCAGACGAAGCUCACUGAUGAGAACUGUAGUCUGCAGAGUGAGGUACUUGGGUUCAGUGCUCAUGAAGACAGAAUGGAUAUUCACUGCACUGCUGUCACUGACGCUGACAUGGAAGGAUCUGCUGCUGUUGCUUUUAUCUCCUACAUGGGGCUGGAGUCCCUACUGGGAGGGAGAUUUUUUCAGAAUGAAAAUCCAGGGAGCAAGGCAAGACCAGAACAGGUUCGCAUGAACUCCAGAGUGGUGAGUGUCUCCACCAGCACCUGGAAGAAGAAGAUUUCCAGUCCCAUCAACCUCACCUUCCAGCACCUUGAGGACAAGACUCUGCUGGAUCGGGCCAUCUGUGUCCACUGGAACUCUGCAGGCCAGGAUGGUGUCUGGUCCCCCCAGGGCUGCCAGCACCUUCAUCACACUCAGUGCAGCUGUCGCUACCUGGCCAGCUUUGCGGUGCUGAUGGCGCCUGGUGUCAUUCAGGUAUCUGGGGCAUUGGGCUUAAAAUCAGGUGUCUCUGGAAGUGUCAGUGCAUGGGAUGCUGGGCUCCCCACUGGGCAUAAUGAUGUCCCCUUGGCCCAAGCACUUAUGUGUUCCAUCACCGCCGGCUUGCUGCAUUACCUCUUCCUGGCUUGCUUUGCCUGGAUGUUGCUAGAAGCUGUGAGUCUGUACCUCAUCGUCAGGAAUCUGAAGGUGAAAAAUUACGCAGGCACUGGCAGAUGCACAAGGGAAUGCAUGUACCCCUUUGGCAACGGACUCCCAGCAGUGAUUGUGAUCACGUCUGCAGCCAGCGCGCCCAGCGGCGAUGGAACUCCUUAUCACUGCUGGCUCAAUCCUGAUAAUGGUGUUAGAUGGAAUUUCCUUGGGCCUGUCUGUGCCGUGGCUGUGAUAAAUUUUGCAUUUUUCUGCCUUACUCCGAAGCUUUUGCGAGAGCAUCUUUCCUCCCUCAAUGCAGAGCUGUCUACUCUGAGGAACACCAGGUCACUGACUUUUAAAGCUCUGGCUCAUCUCUUAGUCCUGGGCCUCACGUGGGGGCUGGGCACCUUCCAGUUCAGCCCGCUGGCCACAGUGAUGGGGUACCUGUUCACCAUCACCAACAGCAUGCUGGGAACCUUCAUCUUUGUGGUGCACUGCCUGCUCAAUAGAAAGGUGAGAGAGGAGUAUUGGAAAUUAUUUACGAGGCUUCGCUUCUCGAAGGAAGACCUUUCGUCUUCCAAUAUUACUAUGUCUGCUCUCCCCUCCAGCACAGACCCAGAUCUUCAGCAAAACGCUGUCCCAUCCCACCAGCAGAAAAUGACGUGGGAUUGAUCUCUGUUGCCUGGCCUCUCUUUAUUGGUUUUCAGCGUUGUUCUCCUCCCCUAGUCCCAGACACAGAGAAAAGGGGUUGGCAGAGUCUCAUUAAACACUUCCGUUGUGUCACUAAAGAAUGUCUCCAUUCUCAAGCCCACAAGCAACAAAGCCUUCAACUGGUGGAUUCUGAGAUACUUCAGGAGACCAGGGCUACGAAAUCCUGAUCUCCAAGCCCUUCCCCCUGUGUAAAAGCAGUUUAGUUCAGGUUUGGCUUAAGGAAGGCUCAGGUUGGAUCUUAAAAAUUUAAUCCCACCAAUUCACCCAGUGGCCCAGUCUGUGCCUUGUUUGAACCUUAUCCUGAAACCAGGGGUGAAAAUAACUUAAGGGACUUACCGGAACGCAGGGCCAGGGUCCUGAGCAAGGUGUAUGUGGGGGGCACCUCGGACGGAAGGGGCGCGGCCUCGGGCAGAAGGGGCAGGGCCUUUAAAUCCCUGGGCCCUUUAAAUCACCGCCGGAGCACUGGGGCUCCCAUCUGCCGCCGCGACUACCACGGGGCUCCAGUGGUGAUUUAAAGGGCCUGGGGUUCCCGGCCGCUGCUACCGCAGCCAGAGCCCUGGGCCCUUUAAAUCGCUACCAGAGCCCCGGGACUCCCGGCUGCCACCGCUACCCCAGGGCUCCGGUAACAGGGCUCUGGCAGAAAUUUAAAGGGCCAGGGGCUCCAGCUGCUGCUGAGAGCCCAGGGCCCUUUUCAAUUGUCGACCUGGGGAAGUUGCCUCCUGCCGGUACGGUUGGCUGUGCAUCGACUCUCACUGGUACGCCAUAUCUGACCGUAAUGGCUUACUUUCACCUCUGCCUGAAACUGAUUCUAAACUAGGAUCUAGAGUCUGGCCUCAAGGCCCAAAAUCUGGAUCCAGAUCUGGCUUUUUCAACAUGUUGGCAUUUGGAAGGGUGUGAGAGGUCCAGGGGUUCAUCUUAGCCCAUCUUUUGUUCUUUGCUUUAUGUAAUCCUGUAUCAUUCUCAUUGCAAUACAGAUUCCUUUGUACUAGUCAUGCAUGAAUCUAGGACCCAGAUACUAUGGUGGUUGGUGAUAGAUACAUAAGGUGGGAUACUGGCUCCAUUGACGUCAAUGGCAAAACCCCCAUUGGCUUGAGUGGGGCAGGAGUUCACCCACAGAUUGUAUUGUCAGUGGGUUUCUUUUUGUAUUAUAGCUGGAGACGGAGCCAUGGAUAAGGCUAAGGUUGCCCAAGAGUAUCCAUUCCCAGCCCCUGUUUUCAAGUGUUCAUUCAUAACUUUAAACGUUUCCUUUUCUGAAACUUUUACUUUUGGGGCUGAAAUUUUCCAGGCCUGGUAAAUGAUUCUGGAAAGUUUGAGCAAAAAAUAUGGUAUAAUACACUAUUUCUACUAUUUGAGAAACAGUUUGUGACCAUGUGAUUAAAGAUUGUCUUAUACAGGUAAUGUUUAUACAGAAGGUGUCAGAAUUAAGGUUCCGUGUCCAACUUUGCCAUUCCCUGACUUUGGAGUGCUUAUCUGAGCAGCCUUAAUGUUCUCUUGGUGUAGUUUUUCUAUAUGGAAUAUAGGCCAUUAUGGGUCUGAUUAUGAUAAUGAAUAGCAGCUUACUUCAUAGGCCACGGAGCCUGGGAGGGCCAACCGGGCCAUGGCCUGACCACCUUUUGGCAAGGCCAAACCUGAGCGGUGAUGUGACCCUGCAGGCCAAGUUGCAACUCUACUCAAAUUUGGAAGGGGGUAGAUGUAGGAGCUCCCCGGGUGGAGGGCAUCAGGCUGCUGGUGGGAGUGGCACCCAAGAAGGGAAGAGAAGAGUCAGGGACUAAGGGGCGGGGAACCAAUUCCUCUACACACUUUAAAUAACAAUCUGCAGGCCCUGCCUUGCUUCAGCAGUCAUCUUGCUAAGGAAGAGUGGUCCAGUGGUUAGGGCCCUGAUGUAUGACUUGGGGGAGCUGGGUUCAGGGCCUGUCUCUACACCAAUUUUCUGUGUCACUUAGGGCCAGAUUUUUAAAGGGAAUUAAGCCCCUAACUUAAUUCCUAAGUCACUUUUGAAAAUGAGUUAGGUGUUGCAAUCCUGAAAGGAACAAUGCCUGAAUAUCUUUAACAAUCUGGGCUUUAGCCCUUCUGUGCCUCAGUUCCCCGUGUGCAAAAUGUGGGUAAUAGCACCUAAGAUAUGGCCAGUUUCUCAGGUGAUGAAAGGUGGCAUCACUCCCUUGACUUCCAUGGAGCGCUGGUGAUUGACAACUGCUGAGGAUCCAGCCCAUGGACUUCAGUGCAUCUGCUUGGAAAGUAAGGUGCUAUUCAGUGUGAGGGUAUCAGCCUCUGGCUGUAUAAACAGUUUGAACUUUGGGCUGUUCUAUUGCUUACUUUGCAUAUAAACCAAUGUGUCUUUAACAAA